AUGCGUAUUCAAAGUUUACAAAAUCGAUCUCCAUUUCUGCUUAAAUUAACUAUUUUAAUAGUCCUAAUCAUCUUUUUUAUGCAGUAUACUUCUAUGUCUCUAUCUCAAAAUAAAAUAAAUGCAUCAGAGAAUAUUUUCGAAAAUCAAUCUAUAACAAGGCAAGCUAAUAACAUCGCCCGAAGCCGAUAUAAAAGUGAUGAAACGAAAAAUACAACAAAUCAAUCAAAAAUUGACGUAACUAAAACUGCUUCUGUAAACGAACCUAAAAUAAUCGAUUAUAAAGAAGUUUCUACGAAUCAAUCAGAUGUAUCAGGAAGAAAAUAUACUUCAUAUAUUAAAACGUAUAACAAUUUCGAAAAGGAACAAUCGCUAUGCCUAUCCAAUUCAAAAACAAAACAACUUUCUAAAAAACGAAAUUGUCCAAAUUCAGGCAUAGUCACUGUUAGAGAAGGAGGUCGCCUCGGGAAUCAAAUUUGGGAGUAUAUAUCAGUAUGGUUGGUAGCAGAAGAAACCAGCAUGGAACCCUAUGUGCCCAGCUGUAUCAAAUCAAGACUCAGCACUUUAUUUGACAAUUUAAAUUUACCAGUUAUUCGAGAUAUAUAUCAUUGUGCUAUUAAAGAAACAUCCAAAAAUCAAAACAUCAUUUUACCAAUGUAUAUAGUUAAGCCCGAAUUAUUGGCACACCGAAUAAAUGAUAUAAAACAAGUAUUUAGUAUUAAGCAAACGUUGUUAGUUCAAAGUCAAAAGAAAUUACACGAAGGUGUAAAAUAUUUAAAUUCGACAUUUCAUACCUUCGUCGGAGUACAUGCAAGAAGAACGGAUUAUAUAGUAUAUUUAAAAAGAAAAUAUAAUAUUGUACCACAAGUGACUAAUUUUUUUGAAUCUGCUAUGUCGUAUUUUGAAAAUAAAUAUCCUAAAACGAUUUUUAUUUUUAUAAGUGAUAAUCCAAACUGGUGUUUUGGCGAAUUUGGUGCUAAGAAAAAUGUUUAUGUUACUGGAAGAGGUACCAAACACUCGCCAGAAUUGGAUGUAGCCAUAAUGGCGUCUUGCAAUCAUUCUAUUAUAGAUUAUGGAACUUUCGGACAAUGGGGGGCGCUUCUUGCGGGAGGGGAAACAGUAUACUAUGAAAUUUCUCCAAAGUAUCCGUCGGACCUAUUAGGAAAGCAUUUAAGUAACUGGCAUACAAUCAAAUUGUCUUGA
Psylliodes chrysocephalus is the source of this 1200-nucleotide messenger RNA. The record is from the annotation of a GenBank genome assembly. Lineage: Eukaryota; Metazoa; Arthropoda; Insecta; Coleoptera; Chrysomelidae.